UGAGGGGAAGACCCCGCAGGGGUGGCGGCGCCAGGCGGAGCGACACGGGUCGCCGGCUGAGGGGAGGGCGAGAAAACCCGCAAAGACGAGUCGGCGGCCCCUUCGCGGCCAGCCCCGUUUCUCCGGCCGUGAGCUUAACUGUGAGAAAUAUGGGAGACGACAGACCGUUUGUGUGCAGUGCCCCAGGCUGUGGACAGAGGUUUACAAAUGAGGACCACCUGGCAGUUCAUAAACUGAAGCAUGAGAUGACACUGAAGUUUGGUCCCGCCAGAACAGAUUCAGUCAUCAUAGCAGAUCAGACUCCAACACCAACCCGUUUUCUGAAGAAUUGCGAUGAAGUUGGCCUCUUCAAUGAGUUGGCAAGCUCAUUUGAGCAUGACUUCAAGAAAGCCUCAGAAGAUGAUGAGAAAAAGGCAAGAGGGGGAAAGCUUUUUUGUUCUGGACCCCUGGAUAUGUCUCUGUCCUCUGCCCCCUCUUCCCCAGACAUCAAAAUAAAAGAAGAAGAGACAGUGGAAGUAGAUUCAUCUCCAUCUGACAGUCCAAUUGCCAGUCCACGGACACCACAGACCAUGGAGAAGGAAAAUGCUUCCAAGCCAGUUAUCAUUUCCACUCCUACUCCAACCAUCGUGCGCCCUGGCUCACUGCCGCUGCACUUGGGGUAUGAUCCUCUACAUCCCACUCUCCCUUCUCCAACUUCUGUCAUCACCCAGGCUCCACCUUCCAACAGACAGCUUGGAUCUCCAACCAGCUCCGUACCGCUUGUCAUGCAACUUGUGAACGGACAGACCAUGCCUGUCCUUCCUGGCCCUCCUGUUCAGAUGCCUUCUGUCAUAUCGCUCGCAAGGCCAAUGUCUGUGGUGCCAAACAUUCCUGGUAUUCCGGGUCCUCCAAUAGUCGGCAGUGGCUCCAUCUCACCAUCAGGACUUCCAAUGCAUUCAGAAGCUAAAAUGAGGCUGAAAGCCAGCCUGACACAAGGAGUUACUUCCUCCCUAAACGGCAGCAACAUGAUGGUAGGAUCGGCAAGUACAAUGGUGACAUCUCGCCCCGAACAAGGUCAAAUACUCAUCCAGCACCCCGAUGCACCUUCUCCAGCACAACCACAGGUCUCCCCAGCUCAGCCCACACCUAGCACAGGCGGCAGACGGAGACGCACAAUGGAUGAAGAUCCAGACGAACGCCGGCAACGUUUCUUGGAGAGGAACCGUGCUGCAGCCUCCCGCUGCCGUCAGAAACGGAAGCUCUGGGUAUCUUCCUUGGAGAAGAAGGCCGAGGAGCUCACAACACAGAACAUCCAGCUAAGCAAUGAAGUUACGCUAUUAAGGAACGAAGUUGCUCAACUCAAACAGCUACUGUUGGCUCACAAGGACUGCCCAGUCACCGCAUUACAGAAGAAAACACAAGGUUAUCUCGAAAGCCCGAAGGAGAGCUCCGAGCCUACAGGUUCCCCAGCUCCCGUCAUCCAGCACAGUUCACUGACCACCUCCUCCAACGGGCUGAACGUCCGCUCUGCAGCCGAAGCCGUCGCCACUUCGGUGCUCACUCAGAUGGCAAGCCAAAGGACAGAACUGAACGUGCCGCUGCAGCCGCACGUCAUUAUGGCUCCCCAGUCCCAGUCUGCUGGCAGAUGAUGUCUCAAAUCAUGCGACAUAGAACUAACCAUUAAGAACUUGCAGCCGGAGAGACUGGUCAUAACUAAGCCCCUCGAUCAAUAUGGGGUGGAUACCAUUUUGUUUUUGUUUUUUUUGCUUUUGUUUUUUUGUUAAAGUGAGUUACGGGCAGCUAUGGAGCUUCUAACGCAACAUAUCCCAUGCAGGUCCCCCAAGCUGGGGGGGAUCUGGCCCCCAAGCUGUUGUCACAUGACCAUCUGUUUCUAAAGGAUGGCUUCGGACUGAGCAACGUCACCUUCCUUCAGGGAGGAUCCGUCGGGUAGAAUCCAGAGUGCUCAGUGUCGUCUUAAACGGUUAUGGUUCAAGUAUAAGUUAUGUCAACACUAAGCCUCCCUUAGCUUAGUUACUCGUGGUGCUUUCUUGAGUUGGCCCCCUAAAGCAAAGCAAAACGAAAGCCUUUUGGAGAGGCUGCGAAUUUUUUGCUGGUGCUGUCCGUUUUAAUUUUUUUUUUUUGGCAUCCCACCGCUUUCAGCCCUCUCUGGUGUGUCCGUCGCCGCUGUAGCUGGCCUUCAGUUCUGCACUUUUACACAGGACUCCAUGGCUCUGAAGGUGGUAAGCGCCAUGUUUGUGUGGGUUUGAUCUCCUCUUCUAAUUUCUUACCCCCUCGCCUCCCCAAAAAAAAAAAGUUCU
This is a messenger RNA of Eublepharis macularius, 2297 nucleotides long. RefSeq names its product activating transcription factor 7 (gene ATF7). The record is from RefSeq and is a predicted model, not a curated record. The transcript is spliced from 12 exons. Gene Ontology annotation, molecular function: DNA-binding transcription factor activity, RNA polymerase II-specific; cAMP response element binding. Lineage: Eukaryota; Metazoa; Chordata; Lepidosauria; Squamata; Eublepharidae. Gene Ontology annotation, biological process: regulation of transcription by RNA polymerase II. Bases 150 to 1628 code for a protein of 492 amino acids.